Molecule: messenger RNA, 669 nt
Organism: Suillus discolor
Lineage: Eukaryota; Fungi; Basidiomycota; Agaricomycetes; Boletales; Suillaceae
Exons: 4
Coding region: 1-669 (222 amino acids)
Source: RefSeq, a predicted model, not a curated record
AUGGACAUCGACAUGGAUUCUCCAGUCGGUCCUGUGAUCGUGACGGACUACGAUGAAUCGCAUAGCCACGGAAUUUCAGUAUAUGGCGCCGAGUUCGAUCUCUGUGAGCUUCUACAAACACUGACCUUGUCGAAAGGCAAGACCAAGGCUCCCGAAAACGAUCCAACCCUCCCUGCUGUCCCUUAUGCCUUGCAAAGGGCAGGCGAGGACGCUGCAAACACAGAGGAUCCAGCGUACCAUUCCGACGCGGAAUCAUCAAGUUCAAAGUCCAGCUCUUGCGACCUCCCAACCACAACCACAACCACAAACAGCACCAACCACCCACCCACCUCCUCUAUCAUAGUUCCUCGCUCUCCACUUCCCGCAUGCCACUUCCUCCAAUCCAUCCUCGCUUCACUCGCCCCCGAAUCCCACGUGCUCUCUCCAUUCCCUUACCCCUACCCCACGUCAUCACAAUUCCGGACCACGGGAGGCGAAUACCUGGAGACGAUUCUCACUCAUCGUGCCCUGCUCAGUGCAUUUCCCCCUGCACACCGAGGCUGUGCGACUGCCUUGCAGGAAAUAGCAAGAGCAGUAGAAGUGAGGGCGUGGCGGGCUGAUCGUGAAUCAGAUGCAGAGGCAGUGGCGACUCUGAGGCAGGAAGCAUUCCUAACCUCCGCGUGGCUUUAA